AUGGUCAACGUCCCCAAGACCCGUAAGACCUACUGCAAGGGCAAGUCCUGCAAGAAGCACACACAGCACAAGGUCACCCAGUACAAAGCCGGAAAGGCCUCUUUGUUCGCCCAGGGAAAGCGUCGUUAUGACCGCAAGCAGUCCGGUUAUGGAGGUCAGACUAAGCCCGUCUUUCACAAGAAGGCGAAGACCACCAAGAAGGUCGUGUUGAGACUGGAGUGCACUAUCUGCAAGACCAAGGCCCAGCUUGCCCUGAAAAGAUGCAAGCACUUCGAGCUUGGUGGUGACAAGAAGACCAAGGGUGCCGCUCUUGUCUUUUAA
Molecule: messenger RNA, 321 nt
Organism: Morchella importuna
Lineage: Eukaryota; Fungi; Ascomycota; Pezizomycetes; Pezizales; Morchellaceae
Exons: 4
Coding region: 1-321 (106 amino acids)
Biological process (GO): translation
Cellular component (GO): cytosolic large ribosomal subunit; ribosome
Molecular function (GO): structural constituent of ribosome
Source: RefSeq, a predicted model, not a curated record